CUAUGGGGCGCUGCAAUGGGCAGCUCGGGGUAUGGCGUGGAGCAGGGGGGGCUCAGCCGCUUUCUCUAUUGAGCCCGUUUUCCCUAUAGGGGAAGGGCUGAGCUCCCGAUACACGGAGCCUUUAUGGGGGCUGGAGCCGCAGCAUCGCGGCGUUGUCGGCUCCGGUCGGUCCUCCACGGUGCAGGGGGCAGAACCGAGCGGCUGCGACCCGGUGCCUCCGCCUCCUUCCGUGUUCCGCUUCCUGCAGCCGCCGGGCGGGAUGCGACCGGUCCCGGCCGUGGCUCCGCCGUCCGUACAGUGUGUCCCACCUCCCGGCCCGUGAUAGCUGAGCUCAGGCCCUUCAGUGUGGACCUGCCGGCCAUGGGCAGCCACGAGAAGGAUCCAUCAUCUCCCAGGAAGGCGCUGUCACGCUCCAACAGCACCGUGUCUUCCAAGCACAGCAGCAUCCAGCAGGGCUCAGAGAGCUGGGAGGUGGUGGAGGAGCCACGAACACGGGGCAGCCCAGGUCGGGAGCCAGAGAGACAGGAGGGCUACCUGCUGAAGAAGAGGAAAUGGCCCCUGAAGGGCUGGCACAAGAGGUACUUUGUGCUGGAAAAUGGCAUCCUGAAAUAUGCCACCACGCGACAGGAUGUCCUCAAGGGGAAGCUGCACGGUGCCAUCGAUGUCCGUCAGUCUGUCAUGUCUGUCAACAAGAAGGCGCAGAGGGUGGACCUGGAUACAGAGGAGAACAUCUACCACCUCAAGAUCAAAUCUGCAGAGCUCUUUGCCAGCUGGGUGAGCAGCCUCUGCUCCCAUCAUCAAGGGGAGAGUCCAGACCCACUCGCUCCAGCCAGGAGGACCCCCAAUACAGCACAGGGUCCAUGGACACGGAUCAUGCCCUCGGGCAGCGCCCCUGCCCUGUCCACCCUCUCCAGCUCCAGGGACAAGGUGGAUGCGUGGCUGAAGGACAGCGAGGGGCUGGAGCGCUGCUCUGCCGAGCUGUCAGCUUGCCAGGCUCAGCUGCGGGAGCUGACAGAGAUGCUGCAGAGCCUCGAGUCCCUGCACCGUAUCCCCUCCGCGCCCCUCAUCUCCAACACCCAGCCCUCAGCUGCCACAGAGAGGCCCAAGAAGGGUCGGAGGACCACCAGGAUGUGGUGCACUCAGAGCUUCGCCAAGGAUGACACCAUCGGACGGGUGGGGCGGCUGCACGGCUCCGUCCCCAACCUCUCACGCUACCUGGAGCCCAACCAGGGCCAGCUGCCCUUCACUCUGCCUCCUGAGUACAGCCAGCUGCAGCGCAGCUUCUGGGUGCUGGCACAGAAAGUGCAUGGCUCGCUCAGCAGCGUGGUGACAGCACUGACGGCUGAGAGGGCUCGCCUGGAGGACAUGCAGCGGGCAUUGGACCGUCGGCGCUCAGCCCCACAGCCAGGCAGUGCCGGCCCCACUGGGACCCCCCUGCCAGGCCUGGAGCCACGGGACGGGCUGCAGCGCUUCCAUUCGCUCUCAGUUUCCUCUGACACCACCAUGGAUUCCUUUGCCUCAAUACUCCCUGAUGAGCCCGACGUGCUGCCUGCCAAGGGCCGGGAGCAGCAGCGCUCGCAGCGCAGCAUCGCUUCUCUGGCCGACUCACACACCGAGUUCUUCGAUGCCUGUGAGGUGUUCCUCUCUGCCAGCUCCUCUGAGAAUGAGGCGUCAGACGAUGAGUCCUGCAUCAGUGAGGCCACCAACAGUAUUGAUGAGGACCUGACUGAGCCCGGGGGGCCUGGACGUCCACAAACAGGAAUGGAUAGUCUGGGGGGGCUGGUGGAGCUGCCCCAACUGGAGCUGCCAGGGCCGGGAUUGCAGCGUCGGAGCCGUCUGCCUGCCCCCCCUGCACCAGCAGGGGAUGUGAGUCUGUGGGGGCUGCUAAGGAGCAGCGUGGGCAAGGAUCUGUCCCGUGUGGCUCUGCCUGUGCAGCUGAAUGAGCCCCUGAACACCCUACAACGACUGUGUGAGGAGCUGGAGUACAGCGCACUGCUGGACCGCGCUGCACGAGCACGGGACCCCCGGCAGCGCCUGGUCUAUGUGGCUGCUUUUGCUGUGUCUGCCUACGCCUCCACCUUCUACCGUGCGGGCAGCAAACCCUUCAACCCAGUGCUGGGUGAGACCUACGAGUGCGUGCGGCCCGACCGUGGGUUCCGCUUCAUCAGCGAGCAGGUCAGCCAUCACCCCCCCAUCUCCGCCUGCCACGCUGAGUCCGACAACUUCAUCUUCUGGCAAGAUAUGAGAUGGAAGAACAAAUUCUGGGGCAAAUCCUUAGAGAUCGUCCCGGUGGGCACCCCCUCCCCUAUUCAUCCCCAGGCUCGGUAUUGGGGCGCUGGUGCCAACGAGGUUCAGGGCGCGGUGCUGAGCCGCAGCGGGGCCGUAGUGGAGCGGCUGGCAGGGAAAUGGCACGAAGGGCUGUUCCGAGGGCCACCCCCAGGACAAUGCGUCUGGAGAGCCAACCCGAUGCCCCCCGAGCACGAGAGGAAUUACGGCUUCACGCAGUUCGCGUUGGAGCUGAAUGAGCUGACGCCUGAGUUACGCAGGGUGCUGCCCUCCACCGACACGCGUCUGCGGCCGGACCAGCGGUACUUGGAGGAGGGAAACGUGGCGGCCGCUGAGGCUCAGAAGCGGCAGAUUGAGCAGCUGCAGCGGGACAGACGCCGUGUGAUGGAGGAGAACAACAUCACCCACCAGGCUCGAUUCUUCAGGAGAAUGAUGGAUGCCAGUGGCAAGGAGUCGUGGGUGACCAAUAACACCUACUGGAAGCUGCGUCUGGACCCUGGCUUUGCCCACCUGGACAGUGCUGUGCUCUGGUAGCAGCCCCCCAUGGGCUGAGCCCCCCCUGCCCCCAAUUACUGAGGUGCAGAACCCCCCCCCAGCACACCCACCUCCACAGCUGUCUGUGGGCAGGCAGUGCCCGGCCCCAGCAGCUCCCAGCACAAAACUGUGAUUCCAAAAGAAGCAGGGAAUGCCCCCCUCCCCCUGGGUGGGGUGGGGGUCCCGAGGUGCCCGCAGGCGGGCAGCCCCCCCCCCACAGCUGCACAAGCAGCCCUGCUCUAAUAAAGGCUGCAGAGACACUG
Molecule: messenger RNA, 3083 nt
Organism: Coturnix japonica (Japanese quail)
Lineage: Eukaryota; Metazoa; Chordata; Aves; Galliformes; Phasianidae
Source: RefSeq, a predicted model, not a curated record